AUGGAUAUCAUCAUUGUCUACCAUCGCCAGGAAUAUUACGUGUCGACGCAGACUUCUUCGGAUCGGAAGACGCUUCCAGUAGAUCUACUACAAUGCCAACUUCUGUCGCUCGUGGGGGUGAUGCCGGAAGAGCAGAUAUUGAUGUCCUCCAGUGGGGAGAUUCUGUACUCGCCUAGCAAGCGUGACGUGGCCACCAUCGCUUUGUCCACCGCGCGCCUCUUCCUCUUCUCGAGCUCUGCGUCCAGCCCUGAACUGGCAAGCGACUGGAGACAGAUCUGCACGAAGAGCACGUUCGGGGACGCAUCAGUCGUACAGCCAGCCUUCCGGAAGAUUACGUCUACCGACAGCGACCCACUUGCCACUCUCGUCUGCGAACCAUGCGCUAGGACCUGCACGACAGAUUUCCAGCCUGUGCAUCCCAUGGAAUGGAACGCGUCCAAGACGUUAACGUCUCGGUUUAUCUCGGACAUCACUGUUGUAACCGGUGAAGUGGACGUCGCUGCGCCGUCAGGGUUCACCAAGUUGUCUGUGGCUUUAAAUCACUCUGCGUCGGGUGACUACGUGUAUCUAUGUGUACAACGUGGAGGGCCGCGUGCACUUACACAACUCCACGUGCUGUAUGAACACCUCUCCAAUUCGAUAAAUGACCCCGAAAAAGUGAUCCUUGUCGACUGUAAUUCACUUGCUGAGGCCAAACUUCGUAUCGGAUACGACUCAGUGCAAGUGAAAGGCAACAUGGAGCAGCUGACGACGUUGGCUAUCACUGACGUCGCUGUAGUCGUGGGCGAUCAACCUGCUCCAUCGUCGGACUACAUAAAGAUCCCACGGGAUCUGAACGAUGGCGCUUUAGGCUCUGAGUGUGUCUUCCUGUACUAUCGACUGGCACCUCUCGGUGGGUUUGUGUGCGAUUCCAGUCGACAGCAUAGUGACUUCGGCGAGUGUCUCUUUGCCGCGCGUCAUAUGACUGGAGUGACGAGUAUACUCGACUUAAAAGAGCCGCAAUUGAGUAUCGCUUACUUGACUUUAGCAGCCGAGCGACGACGUGGAGAUAUGACGCUGAUGGAUGCGCAUUAUCGUCAGCAUGAACCAGGUAUGCUGAAGCGACUACAGAGUGGACUGCAACGCGCACAGUCGUAUGAGAACAAGCAGAUGCAAGACGAAGCACUCAAGCGUAUCCCAGUGGACACGCUACAUGGACGUGCACGUGCGAACAAGUCGCCAAUGCCGUCAUAUCAAGAUGAACUGGUUAAACAAUUAUUGCACUGGUUUAAGUGCGAAUUCUUUACGUGGAUGAACCAGCCUCGAUGUUCAAGCUGUAGCCAUGACAAGACGCGAUCAGUGCGAACAGAAGGACCCAAUACUGUCGAAGAACGAGCUGGUCAGGCAAGUCGCGUGGAGGUUUACAUGUGCUCAUCAUGUGGAGCGCUCACUCGAUUCCCUCGUUAUAACGACCCCAUCAAGUUACUGGACACUCGUACUGGACGGUGCGGCGAAUGGGCCAAUUGCUUUACGCUCUGUUGUCGCGCCAUGGGCUUUGAAGCACGGUAUGUGCUGGAUGUGACAGAUCAUGUGUGGACAGAGGUAUACUCGGAGCAUUUUAAGAGAUGGCUACACUGUGAUUCCUGCGAAGACCAACUGGACUGUCCUCUAACGUACGAGGUUGGCUGGGGCAAGAAGUUGUCGUACAUUUUCUCAUUCGCUCAUGAUGAAGUGGUCGACACAGCGAGGAGAUAUACCCGAAACUGGCCUGAGAUGCGCGCGAGACGACAAGAUGUGAGCGAAACGUGGCUACAGACGACGAUAAGCCAGAUAAACCAGGGCUUACGGGACCGACAAACACCAGAGAGAGCAGCAGUUCUGACAGAUCGUGCACAAUGUGAGCAUGAGGAGCUACAACGUGGACGCUCGGCUCAAAAGACGGAGGUUCAGGGCCGAGUAUCAGGCUCUGCGGAGUGGAAAAGUCAGCGGAAUGAAGACGGAAAGGAAGGAGCAGCAUCGGCAGACACCGCAAGUGCCUCGUCUACAGCGAAGACAGUCGUUACUGUGAAUGCUGCAGAUACUUUACAACAAAUCUGUAAGAAUCUGGUGGUCGGGUGUCAAUCUGCAGGCUGUUGGAAUCCUUACUGCUGUACUGGCCGCACGGCGUUGGGUUUUCCGGAAGUGUCGGAUGCCAAUGAGCGAGCGGCACUAGCGCUUCAAGUGGCGACAGCUUUAAGCUCGAAUGGAUUCUCGCCAGAUUCUCUGUCGCAAUUGCAGUGUUCGAAGACGAUGGAGCUCCGUUCCUUCUUGUGGGAAUGCCAGCCGCUGUUGUACUUGCCACUGCAAGAUCCUCCUUCCCGUGCGCCUCUUCUCGACAUUUCCGGUCAUGGUAGCCACGUCAAGAACACGCAGCAUUGUGCACUGCGUAAGCCCUUUCGGAUCCCACAUCUAGACCAGGUAAUCGAUGCGGAUACGGACAGUCAAGACAACGGUAAAGCAUUUGGUAUGCAGCUGUGUGGAGACAAGGGCUUGGCAGUCUCUGGAGAGCUCAUACCUACCUUCUUUGUGCUCUCCUUCCUCGCUCGUAUCGACCAAAACGAAGAGCUGACAACGAAGAUAUUGGACGUUGUGAGUGUUGUCACUGUGCGGUUUAACUCAGUGGAAUUUCGUGUCAGUUGGCAUCAAGCCGAACGUAAGUUCUCUUGUGAACUUAAAGGCGGAAACAUUGCUCAGAAGGCGAGCGCGUUGCUAGUCUUUGGCCAAUACGCACACAUCGCUAUAGCACGAGGUGGGAGUUCUAUCGUGGUUUAUGUCAACGGAGCGCAGACAGCAGUAGUGGACGGAGAAUGGCAAGCCGAUGGACAGAAUAUUACUAUCAUUGGACCUGCGAGCGGUUGUUCGAGCAUCGCUGCUGUUGUGAGCCACGUGGCUGUGAUCCCAGCGAAGUCUCUUGGAGAGAUGGAAGCCUUCUGUGCUGCUAUGAAGAGCUUCGUGUCUGCGCCACCUUUGAAGGCGUUUGGACCUGAUGGAGAGCGCAGUGAAGAGAAAUGUGGUGAAGCUGCAGCUGGAGCGCAGUCAGGGUAUCGUGCUGCACGAGUAUUGAUGUGGGGAGGUGACUUCUUCGACGGACUUCAGUUCGUGUACGAAAAAGCAGGUGCGCCUGCAGUGUUCGGAACGCUGGUGGGAAAUGGCAGUGCAAAGCGUCACGCAUCACACGCCACCGUCACUCUGGAACUGCUUGAAGACGAGGUUGUUUCACGAGUGAGUGGACGUACAGGAGCUUGGACCGAUAGCAUCACGUUACACACCAGUUUUGGUCGCUCCAUCACAUGUGGAGGCAAGGGAGGAGGCGACUUCAAUGUGGCCACACCCGCAGAUACGGAGAUCCGCUCCAUCUCGUUCAAAGUUGGCGAUCAUUUGACUAAUCUCAGCGCGUUUGUGCUUGAGUCUUCGGGCAACGCACUCGAAGGGAAAACGAUGCAAGAGCUGAGGAAGUUGCUGUCAUCGAGCGAGCCUUCAUCUCGCCAGAACGCCAUUUCUGCAGAUAACAUCGCGCGACAACCGGAGGACUCGAAAUUCCAGCGGAUUCGCGCUAGCAACAAGUUUUUCGCUACAAACGUGGGCGCGAUAGGAGACGAGCUCGCUAAGUCCUUCAUGCUCUGGUGUGGCUUCGACGUCAUGACUGAACAGGGAGAGCUGUUCUUUUCUUUCAAGCCAUCGCAGCUGCAUGACAAGCCGACACCUCAGCGGGUGGCAGCGGAAGCCCACAAGCGAAUUUAUUUUCUCAAGAAUGUCGCUUUCCAAGCGGCAUCGCGUACACGUACAUGUCUGAGCUCAUUAGUCAAUUUGCCUGGAAGAGCACAUUUGUCUGAAGUCACGAUGGCUCAAGAAACAUUAAGACCGAUUUCGGCUGCCACGAUUAGCGCUACAGAUGUGUCCGGGCUAUUGGCACGCGGGUCGUCACCCCAGCGCAAUAAUGCAGUUCAGAUUGGCAAGUGCCCGCCGCCCCGAACGCGUCGUCCAAGGACACCCAUCGCACUCACAGAGGAAGACAUGCGCACACUCAGCGCAGACGAGAUCAGGAAAAAGAAGAACCGCGUGUCAGCGCAACGCGACCGUGAUCGCAAGAAGCAGCACGUUCAGGAUCUGGAGGACAUGGUGUGCGAGCUGUGGAAGCGAGUUCAAUACCUGGAGGGCAUCAUCACGUCGAUGCACCCCAACCAAGACUUGAGUGGGCUGUACCAGUCAUACGAGCCGUACGAGGUGUCACGAAGCUUACAGCCUCUCACCACUGGCAGCCUCAAUGAGGUCGACAUGACCGAGCUCGCGUGGCUUCUGGACUCGAUUCCGAUGGAUCCAAGCAACGAAGAUCAGCCGAUCUCAUUGCAAUCUUCCAUCAACACCAUGAACGUUAGCGCCACCACAAUUGCCGCUCUUCUGGGCUCUGGUGCAUCCUCGCGGGUGCAGCACGAGCUGGUUCAAGUUGGUAAAUACCCUAUAACUACUCGCUGCCGCCGACCGCGUGAAACGAUCAAGUUGAAGUUGACAGAAGAAGAACAGCGAUCUUUGAGUCAAGACGAGAUCCGAAAGCUCAAAAACCGGGUGGCUGCCAAGCGCGCUCGAGGGCGAGCGCAGCAUCGUGUGACUGAUCUGGAGAAUACCGUGUGUGAGCUCUGGAAGCGUGGUUAA
This is a messenger RNA of Phytophthora infestans T30-4, 4668 nucleotides long. Its product is annotated as peptide-N(4)-(N-acetyl-beta-glucosaminyl)asparagine amidase, putative. Lineage: Eukaryota; Oomycota; Peronosporomycetes; Peronosporales; Peronosporaceae. Gene Ontology annotation, biological process: regulation of DNA-templated transcription; glycoprotein catabolic process; protein deglycosylation. Gene Ontology annotation, molecular function: DNA-binding transcription factor activity; peptide-N4-(N-acetyl-beta-glucosaminyl)asparagine amidase activity. The record is from RefSeq and is a predicted model, not a curated record. Gene Ontology annotation, cellular component: nucleus; cytosol. Bases 1 to 4668 code for a protein of 1555 amino acids. The transcript is spliced from 8 exons.